Messenger RNA from Siniperca chuatsi (mandarin fish), 16735 nucleotides. RefSeq names its product periaxin (gene prx). Lineage: Eukaryota; Metazoa; Chordata; Actinopteri; Centrarchiformes; Sinipercidae. Gene Ontology annotation, biological process: regulation of RNA splicing. Bases 678 to 14696 code for a protein of 4672 amino acids. Gene Ontology annotation, cellular component: nucleus; cytoplasm. Gene Ontology annotation, molecular function: protein binding. The transcript has 10 exons. The record is from RefSeq and is a predicted model, not a curated record.
CAGUGAGGGGAGCAACAGGCUGGCUGGUGACAAGGGGCAAAGGCCUUAGACAGAGAGAGGGGGAAAAGAUUAAAAAUACCAACAACAAGUGAAGGAGAGCAGCUGAGGACAGACAGGAAGUGAAUGUUAGAGGUAGUCAUAGGAAGAUUAGAAAAGAGAGAGAGGCUAAGAUUUAAGCUGUGUUGCUGCAGGUGGAGGUCUAUCACCUUUGAACAACUGGAGGAGGCACGCUGAGGCUGAGAAUUAAGAGCACUUUCUGUUUUCUGGGAGUGACAUACAAAGUGUCUGAGAGGAGAGUUUGGAGAGUUCAGAUGGUUUGGGCUCGUGUAGCCGGUGCAGAGUUAUGACCAAGACUACGGAAAGAAUCUCAAGACCACCAUUCCAGAAGACCGACGGCCAUGUCACCAUAGCAGACAUACUCUGACAGAGACCAAGAGGACAGCCAUGUUUUCAGCCAGACCAGAGAUCCAGCCGUAAAAGACAAGAGGCGGUCACCCCCCUCUAACAGAUCCCCCUCCGCCCCACAACGCAACCCUCACCACAGCGGCUCCACAGACGAACAGGAGAGCCCAGAGAGAGUGGUGCAGAAGGAGAAGCUCCAUGCAGAGCUGAAGCAGGUGUUGAGUCAGAAGAGAAGUCAUCUGAGAGAGUCGACCUACCACCUGGCCCAACCAGAGAUGGACUCAGAGCCCACAGACGAACAGACAAGUGGGGAGGAAGCCUCUCAGUCGGUGGAAAUCGUGGUGGAGACGGAGGCGGAGGCUGGAGCCAGCGGCUACAGUGUGACUGGUGGAGGACAGCGAGGGAUCUUUGUUAAAGAUGUCCUCAAAGACUCACCAGCUGCUAAACAUCUCAGUCUACAGGAAGGUGACCAGCUGCUGAGUGCCAAGGUCUACUUCGACAACGUGAAGUAUGAAGACGCUCUGAAGAUCCUUCAGUGCGCAGAGCCAUAUAAGGUCAGCUUCCUGCUGAAGAGGACCAUCCCUGGAGCCGAGGUCAGCGUGCGGCCUCGGGUUUCCACUGUGGAGGUCAAAGGUCCCAAAGCCAAGAUGGCCAAAAUGAGUGUGAAGGGCUCCAAGCCAUUCAAGACCAAGAAGAAGAGAGGUGGUCGUUUUGGUCUGAAGAGGCUGAAAGAGAAGCGCAGAGAGGAGCUGGUGAUAGAGGGAACGCCACCCAGGCUGGAGAUGAGUGACGUGGACGUGGAGUUUUCUCUCCCCAAAUUCAAACAGAGGAGGAGCACGAAGGUCGAAGCAGGAGGAGCCGGAGGAGCAGCAGCUGUGGGGAAGGCAAAGAGGAGGAUCAGGUUUCCCCACAUGAAAACAAAGGGCUGCACUGGAGCAGAGACAGGAGGAAAAAUGGAAACAGGACAACUCGAGGGACAGGUGAAUAUCUCUCCAUCUGAGAUACCUGGAGCUAAAGUGAAAACCAAAGGAAAAGGACACAAGUUUGGAAUCACCUUUCCUAAGAGCAAACACACAAAGUCAGGCUCAGCUUUGGAAACUGGAUCUGUGGAGCUGAAGCCCCCGGGUGUGACUAUCCAGCCACCCUCAGUGGAGUUCAGUUUGUCUGCUGAUAAAGACAUGGAUGUCGAGAGGGAAGGGGUUAAGAUUAACACGCCUGAUGUGGAGUUUGCACUCCCUUCAGGAAAAUCUGAGGCAUCUUUGCCUGUUGUGAAGGGAAAGGCAGAAAUCAAAGCUCCUAAAAUCGGCGUCAAAGGAGGAGUUGAUGCAGAGGCAGCUAUGGGAAAAGUUGAUGUAGACGUAGGCAAAGGAGAUGCAAAGCUAAAAAUGCCAAAGUUGAAACUGCCCAAAGUUAGACUUUCACAUCAUUCGGAUGAGAUAGAUGGUGACAUCAAGGUAAAAGCCAAAGGGAUGAAAGUGCCUCACACUGACAUAAUACCUCCAAAGGUAGAAAUCAAAGGAGGUGGUGAGAUUGGUCUCCCCAAAGCAAAUAUCACCAAACCAAAGAUGGAAGGUGAUCUCUCAGGAAAAGCUGCAUCUAUUCAAAUGCCUUCUGUUGAUAUUUCUUUACCAAAAGUGAAGGGAAAGUCUGAUAUCGACGUCUCACUCCCAGACUACAGAGGAGGUGGGAAGACAGCAAUCAAAAUGCCUGCCAUUGACAUCUCUGUGCCUGAUGUUGAUUUGGAAUUGGACACCAGACGUAGAAUUCCUGAUGAGGUCGAGGGCACUUUUAAAGGGCCCAAAAUCUCCAUGCCAAAUGCUGAUAUCUCGUUACCAAAGAUUGGAUCAUCCAAUGUGGAGAUUGAAAGUCCAGAAGGUGGAGGGAAAUUCAGUCUACCGUCUAUUGACAUCUCUCUCCCAAAUGUGAAAACAGAGAGUGAAGAUGUGGAUAUGGACUAUUAUGUUGGUGGAGAUGGGAAGUUUAAAAUGCCUGAUUUUGACAUAUCUUUCCCAAAAAUGAAGUCACCAGAAGGACAAGUAAAUAUAAAAGGACAAGAGGUGGAAGGGGGCUUCAGGUUACCCAAAGUAGACCUGACCCUUCCCAAAGGCAAAGCAGGAACAACUGAUAUUGAAGGAGGAGGAAAAUUUCAGCUACCAUCAUUUGACAUCUCCCUACCUAAAGUGCAGACCGGUGAGGUGGAGGUCGACAUCGAAGGCCCUGAAGUGAAAGGUGGUAAAUUUGAAAUGCCCACAUCUGACAUUUCUCUGCCCAAAGGCAAAAUGGAAGGCGACAUUGAAGUAGAAGGGCAUGCUGGGAAGGGAGGAAAAUUCAAGAUGCCUACCUUUGAUGUUUCUCUACCGAAGCUGAAACCAGAGGGUCACGUGAAUAUAGAAGAACCCAAGCUUGAGGGUGGAGGAAAGAUCCAGAUGCCCUCUAUUGAUAUAUCGCUGCCAAAAGGAAAGAUGGAGGGUGACAUUGAAAUAGAUGGUUCAUCUGCAAAAGGAGGGAAGUUCAAAAUGCCCUCACUCGAUGUCAGACUCCCUAAGAUGGGGACAUCUGGGGGUGAGGCUGACUUACAAGGACCUGAGAUUAAAGGAGGGAAAAUUGAGGUGCCAUCAGUAGACAUUUCUCUACCAAAAGGUAAAUCCAAGGGUGAGGUAGACAUCGAAGGAAAAGGAGGCAAAUUUAAAAUGCCUUCAUAUAAUAUAUCCCUUCCAAAAAUGAAGUCACCUCCUGAGGGAGAGGUUGUUUUGGGAGGAGCUGAAAUCAAAGCUGGAAAGAUCAAAGUACCUACUGUUGAUAUCUCUGUUCCUCAAGGAAACGUAGAGGGCGAUUUGAACAUUGAUGGCAGUGAAGUAAAAGGAGGCAAAUUAAACAUGCCCUCUGUAGACAUUUCUCUCCCAAAAAUGAAGGUACCUGAAGGAGACAUGAAGCUAGAAUGCCCUGAACUUCCAAAUGUUUCCUUUUCACUUCCCAAAGCAAAUGUGGAAGGCAACAUGGAGCUCGAGGGCAGUGGUGGUAGCGGAGCCAAGGUCAAGAUGCCAACUUUUGACAUGUCACUCCCAAAGAUGAAAACCAAAGAGGCAGAGGUUGAUGUUGAAGGACCUGAGGUCAAAGGAGGAACAAAGUUCAACAUGCCAUCACUCAACAUCUCUCUUCCUGCAAUGAAAUCACCAGAGGGGGAGGUAAAGAUCAAAGGUCCUGAAGCUAAAGGAGGAAAGUUCCAGAUGCCUUCUUUUGACGUGUCACUACCAAAGAUCAAAUCACACGGAGGUGACAUUGACAUUAAUGUUCCUGAGUUUAAGGUUAAUACACCAAAGGCAGAUUUAGACCUAAAGGGAAGUGAGAUUAAAGGAGGGAAAAUAAGUAUGCCUACAGCUGAAAUCACUCUUCCAAAAGGAAAAGCAGAGGGUAAGAUAGAUAUUGAAGGACCCACAGGAAAAGAAGGCAAGUUUAAGAUGCCUACAUUUGAUGUAUCGCUACCAAAGAUGAAGAUGCCUGAAGGAAAUAUUGGCCUUGAGGGACCCUCAGUUGAUAUCUCUCUUCCAAAGGGGAAAGUAGAGGGUGACAUACAAACUAAAGGUAAAGGAGGACAUUUUCAUAUGCCCUCAAUUGAUGUUUCUCUCCCUAAAAUAAAAUCAAAGCGAGGUGACAUCAACAUCGACGGACCGCAAAUCAAAGGUGGGGAAAUUAAAAUGCCAACUAUUGACAUCUCACCCCCUCAAGGAACAUUAGAAGGUAAUAUCAGUGUCGAAGGUGAAGGAAGAGGAGGCAAAUUCAGCCUGCCGUCUGUAGACAUCGCCCUCCCUGCAGUAAAAUUCCCUGAAGGAGAUGUGAAUUUUCAAGGGCCGAAAGUUAAAAGUGGGAAGUUUGAAAUGCCGAAAAUCGACCUCUCACUUCCUAAAGGAAAAGCACAGGGAGACAUUGAUAUUGACAUUCACUCUGGAAAAGAUGGGAAUAUUGAAAUACCAUCCUAUGGUAUUGGACUUCCUAAAGGAAAGGUCAAAGGUCAAGGGCCUGAUCUUCAAGGAGGAAAGUUCAAUAUGCCAUCACUUGAUGUUUCAGCACCUACAACAAAAUCUCCAGAGGUAGAUGUCAGCCUUGAGGGUCCAGAUAUUAAAGGAGGACAAUUCAGCAUGACAGCUGUUGACAUUUCACUUCCAAAAGCAAAAGGUGAAGUUGGCAUAAAUGUUGAAGGUCCUGAGGGGAAAGGAGGAAGUAUAAAAAUGCCUAAAUUUGAUCUCUCAUUACCAUUACCGAAAGUAAAUUUUCCAGAGGGUGAUGUCAAAUUAAAAGGGCCUGAGAUCAAGGGCAGGAAGAUUGAGAUGCCAGACAUUGAUAUUUCACUCCCCAAAGGCAAAGCAAGAGGAGAAACUGAAACUGAAGGACAUGCUGGUAAAGGAGGAAAGUUCCAUAUGCCCUCUGUUGAUAUCUCUCUUCCUAAAAUGAAAGCUAAGGGACCAGAGGUCAACAUAAAAGGUCCUGAACUUAAGGAAGGAAAAAUCAACAUGCCAGACAUUGACCUUUCACUCCCCAAAGGAAAGGCUGAUGCUGACCUCAGUAUUGAGGGUCCCGACGUUAAAGGAGGCAAAUUCAAAAUGCCCAAAUUUGACAUUUCACUUCCAAAGAUGAGCCUGCCAGAGGGCAAUGUGGAAAUGCCAACAGCUGAUAUUUCACUCCCAAAAGGAAAGGUAAAGGGAGAUGUUGACAUUGAGGGACAUGUGAGUAAAGGAGGCAAGUUUCACAUGCCCUCAGUUGAUAUCUCUCUUCCUAAAAUAAAAGCAAAGGGAGUUGAUGUUAAUGUUGACAUUGAAGGACCUGAACUUAAAGGUGACAUGUCACUCCCUAAAAUUAAGUCUCCAGAGGUAGAUAUCAGCCUUGAGGGUCCAGAUGUUAAAGGAGGAAAGUUUAAUUUACCAACUGUUGACAUUUCACUCCCCAAAGGAAAAGUUGAGGGUGACCUAAAUGUUGAAGGCCCUAACAUAAAAGGAGGCAAAUUUAAAAUGCCAAAAUUUGAUGUCUCAUUGCCAAAAGUGAAUCUCCCAGAGGGUGAUGUCAAAAUAAAGGGCCCAGACAUCAAGGGAGGGAAGAUUGAAAUGCCAGACAUUGAUAUUUCACUCCCCAAAGGAAAAGCAGGAGGAGAAAUUGAAAUUGAAGGACAUGCUGGCAAAGGAGGCAAGUUCCAUAUGCCCUCACUUGAUAUCUCUCUUCCUAAAAUGAAAGCUAAAGGACCAGAAAUAAAUAUCGAUGGCCCUGAAGUUAAAGGUGGAAAGCUAAACAUGCCAUCACUUGAUGUUUCUCUGCCCAAAAUAAAAUCUCCCAGUGUAGAUAUCAGCCUUGAGGGUCCUGAUGUUAAAGGAGGAAAGGUCAACAUCCCGACUGUUGACAUUUCACUUCCCAAAGGAAAAGUUGAGGGUGAUAUAAAUGUUGAAGGCCCAGAGAUGAAAGGAGGGAAAUUCAAACUGCCAAAAUUUGAUGUUACUUUACCAAAAGUGAAUCUCCCAAAAGUUGAUGCCAAUGUGAAAGGACCAGAUAUGAAAGGAAAAAUUGAAAUGCCAACUGUUAAUAUUUCACUUCCAAAAGGAAAGGCAGACAUGGAUAUUGACAUUGAUGGGCACAGUGGUAAAGGAAGCAGGUUUCACAUGCCCUCACUUGAUAUCUCUCUUCCUAACAUCAAAGCAAAGGGAGCUGAUGUCGAUAUUGAAGGACCUGAAGUCAGAGGUGACAUGUCACUCCCUAAAAUUAAGUCUCCCGAGGUAGAUGUCAGCCUCAAGGGUCCUGAAGUUAAAGGAGGAAUGUUUAACUUGCCAGCUGCUGACAUUUCACUCCCCAAAGGAAAGGCUGACGCUGACCUCAGUAUUGAGGGUCCCGACGUUAAAGGAGGCAAAUUCAAAAUGCCCAAAUUUGACAUUUCACUUCCAAAGAUGAGCCUGCCAGAGGGCAAUGUGGAAAUGCCAACAGCUGAUAUUUCACUCCCAAAAGGAAAGGUAAAGGGAGAUGUUGACAUUGAGGGACAUGUGAGUAAAGGAGGCAAGUUUCACAUGCCCUCAGUUGAUAUUUCUCCUCCUAAAAUAAAAGCAAAGGGAGUUGAUGUUAAUGUUGACAUUGAAGGACCUGAACUUAAAGGUGACAUGUCACUCCCUAAAAUUAAGUCUCCAGAGGUAGAUAUCAGCCUUGAGGGUCCAGAUGUUAAAGGAGGAAAGUUUAAUUUACCAACUGUUGACAUUUCACUCCCCAAAGGAAAAGUUGAGGGUGACCUAAAUGUUGAAGGCCCUAACAUAAAAGGAGGCAAAUUUAAAAUGCCAAAAUUUGAUGUCUCAUUGCCAAAAGUGAAUCUCCCAGAGGGCGAUGUCAAAAUAAAGGGCCCAGACAUCAAGGGAGGGAAGAUUGAAAUGCCAGACAUUGAUAUUUCACUCCCCAAAGGAAAAGCAGGAGGAGAAAUUGAAAUUGAAGGACAUGCUGGCAAAGGAGGCAAGUUACAUAUGCCCUCGCUUGAUAUCUCUCUUCCUAAAAUGAAAGCUAAGGGACCAGAAAUAAAUAUUGAUGGCCCUGAAGUUAAAGGUGGAAAGCUAAACAUGCCAUCACUUGAUGUUUCUCUGCCCAAAAUAAAAUCUCCCGAUGUAGAUAUCAGCCUUGAGGGUCCUGAUGUUAAAGGAGGAAAGGUCAACAUCCCAACUGUUGACAUUUCACUUCCCAAAGGAAAAGUUGAGGGUGAUAUAAAUGUUGAAGGCCCAGAGAUGAAAGGAGGGAAAUUCAAAUUGCCGAAAUUUGAUGUUACUUUACCAAAAGUGAGUCUCCCAAAGGUUGAUGCCAAUGUAGAAGGACCAGAUAUGAAAGGAAAAAUUGAAAUGCCAACUGUUAAUAUUUCACUUCCAAAAGGAAAGGCAGACAUGGAUAUUGACAUUGAUGGGCACAGUGGUAAAGGAAGCAGGUUUCACAUGCCCUCACUUGACAUCUCUCUUCCUAACAUCAAAGCAAAGGGAGUUGAUGUCGAUAUUGAAGGACCUGAAGUAAGAGGUGACAUGUCACUCCCUAAAAUUAAGUCUCCCGAGGUAGAUGUCAGCCUCAAGGGUCCUGAAGUUAAAGGGGGAAUGUUUAAUUUGCCAGCUGUUGACAUUUCACUCCCCAAAGGAAAGGCUGAUGCUGACCUCAGUAUUGAGGGUCCCGACGUUAAAGGAGGCAAAUUCAAAAUGCCCAAAUUUGACAUUUCACUUCCAAAGAUCAGCCUGCCAGAGGGCAAUGUGGAAAUGCCAACAGCUGAUAUUUCACUCCCAAAAGGAAAGGUAAAGGGAGAUGUUGACAUUGAGGGACAUAUGGGUAAAGGAGGCAAGUUUCACAUGCCCUCGGUUGAUAUCUCUCUUCCUAAAAUAAAAGCAAAGGGAGUUGAUGUUGACAUUGAAGGACCUGAACUUAAAGGUGACAUUUCACUUCCAGAAGGAAAAGUUGAGGGUGACCUAAAUGUUAAAGGCCCUAACAUAAAAGGAGGCAAAUUUAAAAUGCCAAAAUUUAAUGUCUCAAUGCCAAAAGUGAAUCUCCCAGAGAGUAAUGUCCAAAUAAAAGGUCCAGACAUCAAGGGAGGGAAGAUUGAAAUGCCAGACAUUGAUAUUUCACUCCCCAAAGGAAAAGCAGGAGGAGAAAUUGAAAUUGAAGGACAUGCUGGCAAAGGAGGCAAGUUACAUAUGCCCUCGCUUGAUAUCUCUCUUCCUAAAAUGAAAGCUAAGGGACCAGAGAUAAAUAUCGAUGGCCCUGAAGUUAAAGGUGGAAAGCUAAACAUGCCAUCACUUGAUGUUUCUCUGCCCAAAAUAAAAUCUCCCAGUGUAGAUAUCAGCCUUGAGGGUCCUGAUGUUAAAGGAGGAAAGGUCAACAUCCCAACUGUUGACAUUUCACUUCCCAAAGGAAAAGUUGAGGGUGAUAUAAAUGUUGAAGGCCCAGAGAUGAAAGGAGGGAAAUUCAAACUGCCAAAAUUUGAUGUUACUUUACCAAAAGUGAGUCUCCCAAAGGUUGAUGCCAAUGUAGAAGGACCAGAUAUGAAAGGAAAAAUUGAAAUGCCAACUGUUAAUAUUUCACUUCCAAAAGGAAAGGCAGACAUGGAUAUUGACAUUGAUGGGCACAGUGGUAAAGGAAGCAGGUUUCACAUGCCCUCACUUGACAUCUCUCUUCCUAACAUCAAAGCAAAGGGAGUUGAUGUCGAUAUUGAAGGACCUGAAGUAAGAGGUGACAUGUCACUCCCUAAAAUUAAGUCUCCCGAGGUAGAUGUCAGUCUCAAGGGUCCUGAAGUUAAAGGGGGAAUGUUUAAUUUGCCAGCUGCUGACAUUUCACUCCCCAAAGGAAAGGCUGAUGCUGACCUCAGUAUUGAGGGUCCCGACGUAAAAGGAGGCAAAUUCAAAAUGCCCACAUUUGACGUUUCACUUCCAAAGAUGAGCCUGCCAGAGGGCAAUGUGGAAAUGCCAACAGUUGAUAUUUCACUCCCAAAAGGAAAGGCAGACAUGGAUAUUGACAUUGAUGGGCAGGGUAGUAAAGGAGGCAAGUUUCACAUGCCCUCACUUGAUAUCUCUCUUCCUAAAAUCAAAGGACCUGAAGUCAAAGGUGACAUGUCACUCCCUAAAAUUAAGUCUCCCGAGGUAGAUGUCAGCCUCAAGGGUCCUGAAGUUAAAGGGGGAAUGUUUAACUUGCCAGCUGUUGACAUUACACUCCCCAAAGGAAAAGUUGAGGGUGACCUAAAUGUUGAGGGCCCUGAGGUGAAGGGAGGUAAAUUUAAAAUGCCAAAAUUUGAUGUGUCUUUACCAAAAGUUAGUCUCCCAGAGGGUAAUGUCAAAAUAAAAGGCCCAGACAUCAAGGGAGGGAAGAUAGAGAUGCCAGACAUUGAUAUUUCACUCCCCAAAGGAAAAGCAGGAGGAGAAAUGGAAAUAGAAGGACAUGCUGGAAAAGGAGGCAAAUUCCAUAUGCCCUCGCUUGAUGUCUCUCUUCCUAAGAUUAAAGCAAAGGGACCACAGGUCAAAAUAGAAAGUCCUGAACUUAAAGGCAGAAAAAUCAACAUCCCAAAUGUUGAUAUUUCACUAUCUGAAGGAAAGGCUGAAGCUGACCUCAAUAUUGAGGGUCCUGGGGUAAAAGGAGGAAAAUUUAAAAUGCCUAAAGUUGACGUUUCACUUCCAAAGAUGAACCUGCCAGAAGGCAAUGUCAAAGUGGAAGGACCAGAGAUGAAGGGAGGAAAUAUCGUAAUGCCAGCUGUUGACAUUUCAGUUCCUGUGGGAAAAGUGGAGGGAGGUAUCAAUAUUGAAGGACCAUCUGGAAAGGAACCAAAAGUGCCAAAAGUUGACCUAUCUGUUAAAAAAGGUGGAGGGCUCCACUUGCCAACUCUUGACAUAAAUCUCCCAAAAUUUGAUCUUGACCUCAGCCUCCCCUCUGGUCUGAAAGACAAAAGCCUCAAAGUGAACACCAGUGGUCCUGAUGCAUCAGGAAAUUUGGAGAUAUCUGGUCUCAAAGGAGAUAUUAAUCCAGCCAAAUUGAAAGUUAAGGGUGCAGACAUAGAAACAGGUAGUCUAGAAGGUCCUGGUGCAUCCCUCAAACUUCCCACUGUAAAACUACCGACAGUUGACAUCUCAGCUCCGAAGGUGGAUCUAGACUUUGGCCUAACCAAACCUAAAGGUGACGAUGUGGAAGUGGAGCUUCUGAAAGCAGAGGGAGGCAGGCCUUCUUCAGGGGGCAGCUUCGAUCUACCUGAUGUCUCCCUCAAAGCCCCCAGUUUCUCUCUUCCCAGGUUUGGUGGAAAGUCCAAGAGUGGUGAUUUGCAGAUAUCAGGAAAAGGCCCCAAAGGAGACAUUUCCCUCAGCCCACCACAUGUGGAAGGAGAGAUUAGGGCACCAUCAGUAGAGUUUGAUGGGGAUGGAAAAGUCAAGGUGAAAAAACCUAAAUUCAAAAUGCCCUCAUUUGGUAUAUCCAAAAAGGAUGCAGAUGUAUCUGUGUCUUGCCCUGAUGUGGAUGUUAAAGUGAAAAAGGGGGAGAUUGACAUUUCUAAACCGGAAAUCAAUGUUGAGAGCCCAGACGAUAAAUCAAAAUACAAAGUGAAAUUCCCCAAGUUUAAAAUAUCAUCAUCAAAAGGUCAACUCCCAAAAGGAGAAGUUAAUGCUAAACUGGAAGCAGAUGUGGAAGGGAAAGGUGGCUUCCAUGCACCUGACGUCACUAUCAAACUACCAAAGUUCUCCAUGCCAGGAUUUGGCUCUAAAGAAAAAGAUUUAGCUAAACCAAGUGGUUACCUUGACGCUAAGGCCAAAGUCAAGAUGCCCUCUGUCGAGCUAUCACUACCAGCAGCUAAAACACCAGAGACUGAGGUUCUUCUCCCCAAAGCAGAAGUUGAUGUCUCAGAGGCUGAUAUCAGAGGUUAUGAGGGAAACCUCAAAAUUCCCAAAAUGCCAACUAUUGAUGUUUCCAUCCCCAACAUAGACCUGGAUGUGUCCCUGCCGAAAGUAAAGCAUGAUGCAAAGGUUGAUGGAGAAGGAGGCAAAUUCAAGAUGCCAAACAUCAAGAUGCCUGACAUUGACAUGUCCCUUCCUAAAGGAAAAACAGGCAUUGAAGAAGGUCACAUUGGAGUUGAUGCAGAGGGAGGGAAAUUCAAAAUGCCUCACAUCAGUAUGCCUGACGUGGAUAUAUCCCUGUCAAAAGGAAAGUCCCCAAAGAUUGAAGGACCAGAAGUGAAACUAAAAAGAGGUGAAGGAAAAUUCAAAAUGCCUCACAUAACAAUGCCAUCAAUAGAUGUGUCUCUUCCCAAAGGGAAAUCUGGGGAUGUUGAUGCACCAGACAUUGAAAUAGAUGGUGCUGGAGGUGGCAAAUUUAAGAUGCCAUAUGUCAAAAUGCCCAAUGUUGACAUAACCUUGCCAGUAGCAAAAAGUGACAAAACUGAUACUCCAGAUAUUGAUGUAGAAGGAGAGGGGGGCAAAUUCAGAAUGCCUGGUAUCAAAAUGCCAAACAUUGACAUAUCUCUCCCCAAAGGAAAGACUGGUAAAUUGGAGGGAUCAGAUGUUGAAAUCGCGGAAGGAGGAAAGUUGAAGAUGCCACAUGUCAAAAUGCCACAUGUUGACAUUAACCUGCCAAAAAUGAAAACUGCAGAGGUUGAUACACCAGAUGUGGAAGCAAAGGUUGAGGGAGGAGGAGCGAAAUUCACAAUGCCCCAUUUUAAUAUGCCUUCAGUUGAUAUUUCACUGCCACAAGCACAUACUGAAGGCCCAGAAGUUGAAAUGGAGGGAGGUACAGAGUUCAAAUUGCCUCACAUAAAAAUGCCUAACAUCGACAUCUCUCUGCCCAGAGGAAAGAUUGAAGGUCCAGAGGUGGAGCUCAAAGGGGAAGGUGGAAAAUACAAGAUGCCAAAUCUCAGCACGCCCUCUGUUGAUAUUUCACUGCCCAAAGGAAAGAUUGAAGGUCCAGAAGUUGAAAUAGAAGGAGGUACCGGAGGAAAGUUCAAAUUGCCUCACAUGAAAAUGCCCAACAUCGACAUCGCUCUUCCUAAAGCAAAAGUUGAAGGCACUGAAAUAGAGACACCUGAAAUAGAAAUGGAGGGACAGGAAAGAGGAAAGUUCAAAAUGCCUCACAUGAAAAUGCCCAACAUCGACAUCUCUCUGCCUAAAGGAAAGAUUGAAGGUCCAGAGGUGGAGCUCAAAGAGGAAGGUGGAAAAUACAAGAUGCCACAUCUCAGCAUGCCCUCUGUUGAUAUUUCACUGCCCAAAGGAAAGAUUGAAGGUCCAGAAGUUGAAAUAGAGGGAGAUGAAGGAGGGAAAUUCAAAACACCUCACAUGAAAAUGCCUUCAGUUAAUAUUUCACUGCCAAAAGGAAAGACUGAAGGACCAGAUGUUGAAAUAGAGAGAGGUUCAGGAGGAGAAUUCAAAAUGCCUCACAUGAAAAUGCCAAAUGUUGACAUCUCUCUGCCCAAAGGAAAGAUUGAAGGUCCAGAGGUGGAGCUCAAAGGGGAAGGUGGAAGAUUCAAGAUGCCACAUCUCAGCAUGCCCUCCAUUGAUAUUUCACUGCCUAAAGGAAAGAUUGAAGGUCCAGACGUUGAAAUAGAGGGAGGUACCGGAGGAAAGUUCAAAAUGCCUCACAUGAAAAUGCCAGAUGUUGAUAUAUCUCUGCCCAAAGGCAAGAUUGAAGGUCCAGAUGUUGAAAUAAAGGGAGAAAGUGGAGGAAAACUCAAAAUGCCUCAUAUGAAAAUACCAGAUGUUGACAUCUCUCUGCCCAAAGGAAAAUUUGGCAAAAUUGAAGGAGCAGAGCUGGAGAUUGAGGGAGGCAAAUCUAAAAUGCCACAUAUGACAAUGCCCUCAGUAGACAUUUCACUGCCAAAAGGAAAGACUGAAGAUCCUAAAGUUGAAAUUAAGGGUGAGGGAGGAAAGUUGCCAAAAGUUGACAUAUCUCUUCCUAAAGGAAAACCUUCAAUCGAAGGUCCAGAGGUAGAGAUUAAGGGAGAUGGGAGACAGUUCAAGAUGCCUAAUGUGGACAUAUCUAUCCCUAAAGGAAAAGCAAAUAUUGACACGCCAGAUGUGAAAGUGGAGGCAGAGGGAGGAACCAUCAAGCAGCCACAUAUCAAGAUGCCAAAAGUUGAUAUUUCACUUCCUAAAGGUAAAAGUAAAGAUAUUGAAGCACCUGCUAUAGACAUGGAAGUCACAGUAGGAAAGUUCAAAGGUCCAGAUGUUAAACUACCAACCGUUGAGGCAGGAGGGAAAAUUAAAGUUCCACAAGUCACAUCACCAGAUCUGGACAUCAAUGUGACACAUAGUAAACCUAAACAAGACACACAGGCUCAUGGGGAAGCUGAUUUGCAUGUUGAGGGAGAGCACAAAGGUCUAAAACUCAAGAUGCCAACAAUAGAUAUCAAGGGUCCAAAAGGAGACCUGGAGCUUGAUAUAGGCCUUCAUAGAGGAGAUGACAAGAAGGACAGGAAAAAAGUUGAACUACCUGACUUGGAUCUCAACACAGCAGGAACCAGCAAAGUAAAGGGGCCUAAAGUCAAAGGAACAAAAUUCAAGAUUGGAAUGCCAAAAAAGAAAACUGGUAGAAAUGUAACAGCAGAAGCGAAAACAUGCAAAAACUGUGGCGAAGAGGAGUUAGGUGGUCAAGUCAAACACAAAUGCAAGGUUAAAGAAAGAUCUGAGUAUGAAGUUGAAGUUGAAACCCAUAACGGACAUAAAGAGGACAAAGAUCAUAUUAACAUCCCAGUGCCAGAGGCUACAUUACCAAGUGUACAAGGCUCAGCCAACUUAGGAACAGGGGGAGAGGGUGGCCUUUCAUCAUCCAGAGCAGAAAUCAAAGUCCCCAGGAUUCCAGACAUAGAGUUUGAUAUUGGCACAUCACAGGAUGAAGAUGAAGACAAAACAGAAAAAGGCAAGAAAAUCAAAAUCCCUAAGUUUGGUGUCCCAUUACCCUCCAUCUCCUCUCCCGAGGGAAGAAUAAAUAUGUAUGGGCCAGAAAUUCAGUAUGAGUGCCCUAAAAUGCCCAAAGUAAAGAAAGCUGUUUUUGUCUUGGUAAAUCCUCCUGAAACAGAUGAGCCUGCUACAUGCACAGGCCUCCUACAACAACAAGGUGAAUUAGAUGCAAGUCCUCACAAGGGCUCCAAGGACGAUAAAGGGACAUUGAGUGGUAAAAUCAAACUUCCAAAGGUGGAGUUCACCUCUCCAUAUGGCAAGAUGGCUGCAGGGGAGGAGGACAGAGAAAUGAGUGUGAAACCGGGAAAGGAUUCAUCACCAGUAGAAGUGGGGGGAGGCACUAAAGAGCUUAAAGUAAAAUCAGGCAAGAUGGCCUUUGCAGGUUUUAGUGAGGAGCCGUUGGAGGGUGUGGAGUCAUCUCAUGCCAGAAGAGAUAUGCUGGACAGGGACAGCGCAGAGUCCCCUGCUGGUUUUAAAAUGGAGUUCAGCUCAACAAAGGUCCAGGCUUGGAGUGAGGUGGAGAGCAAAAGCAGGGAGUAUGAGGAAAGAGAGUCUUCCCCCUGGUUCAAGGUCCCUAAGUUCACCCUGAAGCCACACUCCACAGGCUUUCUCCAGAUAACCCCAGAGUGUUCUCCUCAGGCCCAGCGGAAGGGUGAGGUGGGAGGUGAGGCUGACGUCUCAGGGUCUUUCUGCCUCCAUACCUCAGGGGUCGACUUCACCACCCAGGAAAUGUCCGAAGAACACCAGGUCUCCUCUGCCCAGGAGGGAACUGUCACCAUGGUGACCAAGACCACCAGAAUCACCCGGCAAAUGGUUGCCACUGAAAUGCAAACAGGUGAAUCUUCGACAACCACGACAACAACUCACCAAAUGUCGGACUUCAACUACUGAGGAUGCUGUAAUGAUAUCUUAAAUGUCUUCUAAUUUUUUUGUUUUUCUUUGGUGAGGUUGCAGUGUUCUUGUAAGCAAAGCCUGCAACGUGGCAAACCUCGAUUUAGUAAAAGUCUUUAUUUUAUAUUUUAAUAGAUGAGGUAUGAAUGUGAUGAAAAGUAAUGAUAUUUCAUCAAUCAGCAUUAUUGUCAUUAUUAUAGCAACAGAGUAAUAUAUGCUUCUUUUUUUCAUUUUAAAUGUUAGUAUUUUUUGUUACUGUCCUUCCAGUUUUGUUAGUUUAGUCCUAAUUAUUUAUCAGAUUUUGUUUGGUUUUAAAGGCUUCACUCUGAAUGUAAACAUGUCAGAUUGCUUAAUUAUUUAUUGUUGUUUGUGUGUUCAAAAUGGGCUCACAUCAGCAUCAAGGAUUUAACCAUGAUUUUAUGAUUAGUUCAAAAUAAUUCAUUUUGAACCACUACACUAAAGGCCAGAGUAAUAUUUAUGUAAAUAACUAUACAAUAGCUUUUUUGAAGCAGUAUCCCUUCAAUACGAAAUGUAAUUAUUUUCAUAUUCACCAGAGUCAGGAGUAGAAAUUAUAUUUUGUGACCUGAUAAUCUAUUUUGUUUGUCUUGAAUGAAAAGUGUGAGCUUUUUGAGAUAAUAGGCUAUUCUCAUUUUCUGCCAUAGUUUUAUAUUUGAAGCAUUUAACUGGUGCUGUUACCCAGAGAUAGUCACAGUGAGUGAGCAGGACACUCUGGACUCUUUUUCUGCUGUGGGGAUCAAACCUGAACAUUUAGGCCACCCUGCUGCUAAUGUAUUUUAUAUUUAUGUUUUUACUGUACACUGCCAGAAAAAGACACUGCUGUAUAUUUUAUGAUUGAGGCUUUAGCUUCAAGAUACAUCUCCUGACUGAUGCUGAUUUUUUAAACUCAGCUGUGAUCUGUAUUGAGUUUCAAAACAUCAGGUGGGAAGAAAUUUGGGGAUUAAGGGGUGCUGUUGGGCGCCUUAACAAAAUAAGGUAAAACUGUAAACCUUUUUCUCAUCACACUUAAAAACUAGCCCUUUAAAAAUGAUGUUAGUCUAAGGCUGCUACAAUGACAGACUGGCUGAGGAGUGGCGAGCCUUGAUCUUGUACAAAAGCCAUCACGUAACAAAAUAUGUCCUCUAAAGACAAAAGAGAGGGGAUCAAGAACAAGGCACCAAGGCACGUUUUUUUUUUUUAUCAAAAUGUCUUAAAUAAUCUGAUAUUCUUCUGUUUAUUAUAUGAAUAUUUUUGAAGAUAUUACAGAAUCCCUUUGGAUGUUAAAAUGAUUAAUGCCAGAUUGAAACAAGCAUUUUCGUUUUGUUUCGUUCGUGUCUUUACCCCUUAUUUUAGUGUGUCCUCAAUUUAAAUUGUAAAUUGCUUUGAAAUAGAGGGAGAGAAGCCUUGUGCUGUCUUUAAGAUAUUUAUUUUAUUGUCUCUACACUGAGACAUUUAAGUUUCAUUCCCAAAUGCAGUACUACCAUUUGAGAAAAAAACAACUACUGUAAUGUUUCUGGCAUUAAAUGAAAACUUACUUUUGGAAACUACUGAUUUUAUACACUACUCAUACUGUAGCCAUUUACCUACAAGAUGACAGUUUCACAGGAUACAACCAUCUGAUUUUUCAAAAUAAUGAGCUAUUUUUCAAGUGGAUGUAAAGCAUUUAAGGAUGAACACUUUUUAUUUGACUUAGUUAACUUGUUUGGUAGAUGGAAUGAAAUCGUGUGAUAAAAUGCAUGAGGAAAUCCUGACAAAUCCACUCCCACAUUUUUUUCAUUAACAACUUUUAACACUAUGCCUGUUUUACAGGUGAGAAAUAGAUCUUUAAAAAGCUGGGAUGAGAGUAGUGACAUGUCAAGGUAACACGCACUGAGUAGUAUCUAUGUGUAUAGAGAUUUUUACCUUUCUGGUUUAAUCCUGGUUUAAGUCCUCGAAUUUCUUUAAUAAGGGUUUCAAUGCCAAGUGUUUUUGUCAAAGCUGCAUUGGAGAGGAUGUUGGUUAAGAUGUUACAUCAAUAAAAUUAUAUUCACACAAAAAAUGAA